UGCGUGCUGGUCGUGCAUAACGCGUCUCUUCUCUGUCUCGCAUUUCAAUUUGUUGUUAACACAUUUUCGUUACGUUACGCAAUAAACAAGAACAGCAACAAACACACACAACAACGACAAUAUGCAGCAAAAGGCCGAUGAGAAAAUGGAUCCAUUGAUGCGCAUCCAGGAGGAGAUCAAGGAGGUGGUGCGUCGCGAGGAGGAGUACCGUCAGCUGGCUACGGUUGCCGCCCUAACAGCCACGCCUCCAAUCAAAGUGGAGCCCGCCUACGAGGCGAACUAUGCUAAGCUUAAUGGCAAUGCCGGCGAACUGGAGACGGAACAGGAUCAGGAUCAGGAUCAGGAUCAGGAUCGGGAUGAGGUCGACCAGGGCGUUCUGGUCACCGCACAGCCGGCGGCAGUCACCGCGCUGCUGGUGCCCAGCGAUGAGCAGUCGCCUUCGCUGGCCUCCAGCGUGAACAGCAACAGCCACAAGGAGGAGAGCCUGGACGAGCAGCACUCGGAUGACUCCGGCAUAUCUGCCUCCUCGCUAAAGACCAACAACAACAACAACAACAGCAACAGCAACAAGGCUGGUCUAAAGCUGAGCCUGGUGGCCAGACAGGAGUCGCGCUACAUUGGACCCAAUUGCUACAAUUUGACGCCGGAGCCGCCGCAGCAGAAGCUGAUGACGCGCAGCCCCGCCCCGACCCAGGCCCAGCAGCUGCAGCAGCAGAAGCGCCAGUUCGCCUUCCAUGGCGCCACCAAGGGUGUCAUGCAGCGCUUCAUUGCCUCCCACGGCAAGCUGCAGCUGGGCAGCGUUGGGACCGGCAACGUUGUCCAGCUGUCGCCAUUGACGCCCAAUGGUAACAGCCCGGGCCUCAAGCUGAAUACGCGCAAUGCGCUCGCCUUUCUCGAGUCCGGCAGCAGCUCGCCGCUGGCCCUGAACAACAAUCACAACAACAACAACAAUAACAACAACAACAACAGCACCCUCUCGCAGGGCGCCAUCGAGCGGGACUCGGAGGGCAGGCCUCUGAGACGUGGCUAUGUGCCCGUCGAGCAGAAGAUUCAGCGCGAGCUGCAGGACCUGAAAUCACGCGAGUCGGAGCUGAAGCGUUUGCGCAAACUCAACCGACAGCAUAUGCUGGAAAAGCUCCAACUGAGCACCGACGACGAGGCCGAUGCGGAUGACGAUGACGACGACUCCGAGGUGGAGCACUGCUACGGACCAGGCAAAUUGCGCAAUGCACAAUCUACACUGGAGCUGGAGAGAGAGAGCAACGACCUGGAGCUGAUGGGCCACAAGUCUUUGGGUAAUCGCAGCCUGAACGCCGCCGCUGUCCUUUCGAAUGGGGGCAAUAAUGCCCUGACCACAACUGGCUCCAGCUCGUUUGGCAUGCGGCCGGCCAUGUCCCUGGCCGAGCUCUGUGACCUGACGCCGGAGGAGGCGCCCUCCUCGCAUCGGCUCAUCGCGCAGUGGGAGAGCCUGAUCAAGAAGAAUGCGGAGGGCAUUGAGGCGGCCAUCUAGAGAGCUCGCGGCGACCAAAGCACACCAAAUUAUUAUUGUAAUGUCCCAAGCACUAAACAAAAUCCAACCCCCGCCCCCAUUCCUACAACCCUAAAGGUCCUUUAACAAACAAGAAUAAUUUUUUUUUUUUUUUUUUGUAAACCCAAGUUGGGCUGAUAUAUAACGUAUAUAGCAUUGGGUCGAACGGGAUCCAUGCGUAUACGAUCAACGAAUUAGUAUUUUUAAAAGGCAUGUACUUAAAACAAUUGUGUUUCUGUAAUUUAUGCAAACGUGUAUGUAAAAAUUCUUGAGAUCUGUUGUAAAUAAUUCUUCGUGUUUCAAGUGCAAGUUUCGGCCCCGACUGUUCUAUAUAAUUUAUUGAAUAUAACCUUACCUACAUAUAUACGCGUUCAUAUAUGUAUACAAUAAUACCAUACAAACAUACGUAUUUAUGAUAUGCGAUAACAAUUUUGCGAAAAAC
Drosophila novamexicana is the source of this 1970-nucleotide messenger RNA. RefSeq lists its product as uncharacterized. NCBI's taxonomy places the organism in Eukaryota, Metazoa, Arthropoda, Insecta, Diptera, Drosophilidae. The coding region runs from base 122 to 1510 and encodes 462 amino acids. The record is from RefSeq and is a predicted model, not a curated record. The transcript has 5 exons.